AAGGCUUUCUAUGAGUGGGUUACGUUUAUUUUCCCGUUGAGGGAAUAUUCCUAGGCCCCGUGAUGAGGUGGUUGCUAUGGUGAGGUGCAAGGGAACCAGGGAACCCCUAGAGAGAUUAUUCACGUCCUUUUAUUUUUUUGCUGUCAGAAGCUUCUGUGUUUUGGGGCUUGAACUUUGAUCUUUAACCUUGCAUGUUUUGAAAUUUUCUGAGGUUUAUUAGUUUGUUUUUCUUUUCAGAUCUGAAUGUGCAAGUGUGUGUGUAUAUAUAUAUAUGGGCAUAUAGCACAUACCUUGUGUGUGGUUGUGUGUAUAAUAUCUAUCAGUCAAACCUUGUACUUUCCUUCUUGAGUCACAUUAUUUCCUGACUCGAGUUGAGUGCAUGAAGUCAUAAUUUCCGGUCUUUCACUUCUGUUUUUAAAGCCUUGAAAUGGAUCUGAUUUUGGAGAAGUUAUGAAACAGGGGAGAUCACCUGGGGGAGUGUUAUGCUUGUGAAAGGAGGGGAUCUCAUCCAGUAUGGACAUCAAAACCAAGAGUAAUUAAAAAUACUAGUUUCAUAUUAGGCAAAAGCAGUUAGUUCAGCAAUUCAAUAUUCUUUAAGCAUUAAUGUAAAUAUAGUGCCUGUGUUUGAUAUUUCCAGCUCUUUACCAACAAGAGUCUAGGAGAGAUUCCAGACGGACUAAACAGAAGGAAGUUCCACACUUCUGAAAUGGAUAAGAGUUCUUUGCAGCACUGUCUUGUUUUGAAGGGGUUCUCUCUUCUCAGUUGAAAGCAAAGUUCUAGAUUAUUGUCCGUAGGUGUUUCUGAUAUUUGUUUUCUUUUAAUGAACAUUGAUUUGGUGGCUUAAAUCUUGUUUUGGUUCCAUGUCUCAGCAGUUGAUCAACACAUGGGGGGAGGAAAGCAACACAGAGGACCUUUCCAGGGGGUCCGUGUGAAGAACUCGGUGAAAGAACUGCUGUUGCACUUCAGAAGCAGCAAACAGAUGUCCGCAGGCUCUGCUACUGAUGAAUGCAAGACACAAGGAGGAUUGAACUACGAACAGUACACAGCAGAGCUCAAGAGCAUACUUGGCCACAGCGGCAAAAGAAAGGCUCCCGAGCACCUUUCUGAUGGACCUUCUUACAAACGCCAAGCUACUAUUCACCCACACCUCCUGACACCACCCCAGACACCAACUUCUGUGGACAGCAUGGAGGAGACUCAUAAAAAUGAACCAAAGCAUGACAGCAAUUCUGAUCUGCUUCAGAACAUCAUAAACAUUAAGAACGAAUCGAGCCCUGUUUCUUUAAAUACAGUACAGGUUAGCUGGUUGCACCCUGUCUCUAACCAUAACUCACCCAGGGAGCAAUAUCAAGACAGCCCAGGAACACAGACUUUCUCCCCAUCCCAGAAGUACCAAGCUUUCCAAGAACACACCUCCCAGCAUGUGCUUGAUGCACCUCAGCAUUACCAGUUUUCUGCGUCGCAGAACCAGGAUUUGUCACAGAAUUACACUUCGGAUCCAUCCCUGGAGUACAGGCCCUUUUCUGCCAAUGACCAGUCUCCUACCUACCAGCAGAAUACCUUUGAGAGCCAUGAACUGCAGUAUUGUCCACCACAAAGUUUCUCCUCUCUCCUGAAUGAUUCUGAAGGCUCAGAGAAUGUAUCUGCUCCCCUGCAGCCUCUGACCGGUGCUCACCCACAGGCUGAUGUCAGCACCCAUACUCCAAACUUCAGCUUGGUUCCCAGUAACAUCUGUGGUAGUCUUGAACGCAGUGUCUCUUUGGCUACUUUGAAUGUCUCUUUACCGCACCAAAACGUUGUUAGAAACACAGCACAGCUGGGCAAAUCAUUUUUUCAAUGGCAAGUGGAGCAGGAGGAAAACAAACUGGCUAAUAUCUCUCAAGAUCAGUUCCUUGCAAAAGACUCUGAUGGAGACACCUUCCUUCACAUUGCUGUUGCCCAGGGCCGACGAGCUCUCUCCUAUGUUCUUGCGAGGAAGAUGGCUGUUCUGCACAUGCUGGAUAUUAAAGAGCACAAUGGCCAGAGUGCCUUCCAGGUGGCUGUGGCUGCCAAUCAGCAUCUCAUUGUGCAGGACUUGGUUAGCUUGGGGGCUCAAGUCAACACCACAGACUGCUGGGGUAGAACACCAUUGCAUGUUUGUGCUGAGAAGGGACAUGCCCAGGUCCUUCAGGCAAUCCAAAAGGGAGCCAUGGGAAGCAAUCAAUAUGUGGACCUUGAGGCAACAAAUUAUGAUGGUUUGACAGCGUUACACUGUGCUGUUCUGGCGCAUAAUGCUGUGCUGCAUGAGCUGCAAAACAGUCAACCACCUCACUCUCCAGAGGUUCAGGAGCUUCUGCUGAGAAACAAAAGCCUAGUAGAAACCAUCAAGACUCUAAUACAAAUGGGAGCCUCUGUUGAAGCAAAAGAUCGUAAAAGUGGUCGUACAGCUUUACAUCUGGCAGCAGAAGAAGCAAACCUGGAGCUCAUUCGUCUCUUUCUGGAGCUGCCCAACUGUCUCUCUUUUGUUAAUGCAAAGGCUUACAAUGGCAACACAGCACUACAUGUGGCUGCCAGUCUGCAGUAUCGGGUGAGUCAGUUGGAUGCUGUUCGUCUGCUAAUGCGAAAGGGAGCUGAUCCGAGUGCCAGAAACUUGGAGAAUGAGCAGCCAGUUCAUCUGGUUCCUGAUGGCCUUGUAGGAGAACAGAUAAGACGUAUCCUAAAAGGGAAGGCGAUUCAGCAGAGAGUGUCGCCGUUUUAAACUCCAUGUUUCUUGGAGUUCAGCAACUUACACUCACUGUCAGUUAGGCAGUCCUGAUAUACCUGUAAAUAGACCAUUUGCCUAGUAUGGGCAAAUGUUAGUUGUUUCUAUGAAACAAAAGUAUUUUGUUCACUAUCAUAUAGUGGGUUAUAUAAGAAAAAUCUAAUUCCUUUGAGCAGAUGGGAAUGUUUCAUUCCCAAGUAUAUGGAACCUUUGCCUGGAUACCUGGAUUUCAUAGCUACAGCAGGACUGAUUUAAUUAAACAGCAAAAUGAAUGACUUCUGGGCAAGGACAAUGCUACAGGAAACCUUUUUAGAGAGCUAUUAGAUGAUGACGUUGCAGAGUUUUGUUCUUAAUCACCCUGAAGUGUUAAGUGCAAGAGAAAUCAAAUGUUUUUGAAGUUGAAAAUUUAUUUAUAUGCUUGUAGUUUUCUUCCAGUAUCUUGUGCAGGAUUGUAUAGUCAAUGGCAUUGUUGUACAGCUAUAUAGAAUUUACUGAUAGCUUGGAGAAUGAACUGGAAAAGAAACAAGUGCCUUGAUCUUGAACUUACGAAUUGCGUAUGGAGUUUUAGUACCAUACUGGUGCAAAUCAUGUGAGUUGUACUGAUUUUUGAAAGACUGAAAACCAAAGGUACAGUGAAGAUAGAUUUUUUUCCCUGACACUGAUUUGUGCAUGCUUUUGGAGUUAAUAACAAAAAGCCUUGCUGCUUUAGUUGGAUAAUAUCAGUUUUUAUUGUACCCAGUACAGGUUUUUUUUGACAGGGCGGUAGAUUAAGGGAGAAAUAUGACUUCUAUAGUGUAUAGAACUGUCAUGCUUUGAGGAAUGUGGUCCUGAUUCAGUGAAAGUAUUUAGCAUGUACUUAACUUUAGAUGCAUGCUGAAAUUUCUUGUUCAUUAUAAUCUUAAAUAUGUGUAAGCCCCACUAGUGUCAGUAGGACUUAAGCACAUGCCUAAGUAGUUUGCUGAAUUGGACUCUAGUUAAUUCUAGAGACUUAGUGUUUCUUCACUUCCUAAGCAGAGUUAGUCCAUUUAUGGUUUUACCUUAUAGGUACAGCAGAUAGCCAAGUAAUAUCUGAAGUUAACAUUUUCUGUUUUUAAUAACUAUGACUAUUAAUGCAAAAUGUUUACUAGUGAUGUUGUAUACUUGUCUUCUGUCAGAAAACUUCCUGUCACUUUUGGAACAAUCCAUGCUAAGCUGUAAUCCAGUAAUGUUCUCUCUAUGGUGUCUUUGCUCUUAAACUGUUUUUUGCAUCCUGUGCAGUUCUCUUCUGUGAUCAUUUAAUUAGUCUGUGCUGUUUUGACAAAGUAUGUCUUGUAGACAAGCUAAGUGGGGGAAAAAUGAUAUGCUGAGGCCUACUUAUGAUGUAUUUCUUGGAAGGUCUCAUGUAACUUGUGUUUGAAUAAACAUGUUA
This is a messenger RNA of Struthio camelus australis, 4148 nucleotides long. The record is from RefSeq and is a predicted model, not a curated record. NCBI's taxonomy places the organism in Eukaryota, Metazoa, Chordata, Aves, Struthioniformes, Struthionidae.